AUGUCUGGUCGACCAGGCGCUCCUAUUAACGGCAUGUCGUACGGCAUGGCUCCACCGAUGCACCCGCAUCACCUCAAUCAAGCACCUGACUCGAACUCUUCUCUUCCUCCUCCUGGUUACGCUCACCACCAGCAGCAGAUGAACCAAUAUGGCGCCUCGCACGUCGGUUCCCAGUUCGCCUACCCCAGUCAAGGCUUCUACGGCCAUCCCGCUCAGCACCAAUCGCACGAGAUUGCUUCACAGCAGCAGCAGCAGCAGCAACAACAACAACAACAACAACAGCAGCAGCAGCAACAGCAACAACAGCAUCCUGGCUACUACUCGCACCACACCUCUUCUCCUCAGAUGGACGCUAACAGUCAGCUUUACGCUGCCCACCAGAUGAAUCACCCGGAUGUCAUGUCCAGCAGCCAUUUCCAGAGUCAUCACCCAGACCUCUUGGCACACCAGCACGGCUACGCUGCUCUUCAGGGCGCCGGCCUGCGUCCCAAACGCAAGCAGGUCAAAAAUGCUUGUGUCAACUGCCAAAAGGCUUGCAAGAAGUGCGACGAAGGUCGUCCCUGCAGUCGUUGCGUCAAGUAUAAUCUCGUCGACACGUGUCAGGACAGUGCACGCAAGGAGAGACGUCGGGGCAUCAAGCGUGGUCCUUACAAGCGUAGGGCUACCACCGGAUCACAGCCUUCCAACCCAUCCCUGUCCGUCUCUGGUCCCAUGUCGUCGUACGGUCGCGACGGUUACAUCUCGCCCUCGAGUCGCAGCGACGGUAUGCUGAGCAGCACCCCUGGUGGAGAGUCAAGUUUUUCAAGUCCAGCUUUCGGAACUCAGGUGCUCGCUCCACGUACUCCGAUGUCUCUUCAGAUGCCCAACAAUACCUGGCCAUCCAGCGCGCCCAGCCCCAACAUGGACGAUCGUGAAGGUCUAAGGGCGAGGUACGGCCAGGCCAACGGCUCCACGCAGCCGUCCUACUACGGCUACGAGCAGGAAGCUGCGCACCACACGUAUGAUCGGAGCAGUUCGGUGCCAGUGAAUCAGCCCGGAUCGAUGCUCAGCCCCGUGGGUCGCUUCCCGAAUUCAGGCACGCCUCAAUCGUCUACCUCUCAGUUGCCCAGCUUGAACUCGCAGUCGUCCUCUCACGCUGGCUACCUCAGCAAUGUCUAUGGUAGCAACAAUGGUCGUACGGCUGGCAUGAACGCUUCGACAUCGUCGCUGGUCAGUCCACCGAUGCAUUCGUCCGCCUCCAACGGUAGCUUCUUGUCCGCCUCUUCCGCACCCAACGGUAUCGCGCAUCACCGCUUGCACUCGGACAGCAGCCUAGCUACGCUCAGUUCGGCAGGCGCUUCCUCCAGCACCAUGUCGCCUCGUACGCCUCUCAAUGGACCUGGCUCAGACGCUCCGCUGCUCUCCCCCUCAGCCAACAAGAUGUCGAGCUUUAAUCCACAGCAGCCUACCGUUCCCACCGCUUCCGGCACAUUUUUGCAACAGGACGCUUCCAGACCUUUCCCGCUCAAAAUGCCCAAGGCUCCCACUCGCGGUCGCUCCGGUACCGGCAGCUUGUACCUCGACCAACAGUCGGCAUACUAUGGCAGCAGUCUGGCUCCUGUCAACGUGAAGCUUAGCGUCCAGCAACAAGCGCAACAACAGCAACAGCAGCAACAGCAACAAUUCCAGCGAUCAAGUCCCUACAUGACAGUCCAAGGCUUAGCUGAUGACCGCAAACAGUUCCUCAACAGCCAGACGCCUAGGAUGGAUGUUUCCAAUACCGCGGCACUCAUGUCGCUCAAGGCGGAGCGCGACGUUGUUGGCACUCUCCCUCCUCCCGCUGGUUCGCUCGGUCUGGCUUGA
Messenger RNA from Mycosarcoma maydis (corn smut), 1842 nucleotides. RefSeq lists its product as uncharacterized. Gene Ontology annotation, biological process: cellular response to starvation; regulation of DNA-templated transcription. Gene Ontology annotation, cellular component: nucleus. Lineage: Eukaryota; Fungi; Basidiomycota; Ustilaginomycetes; Ustilaginales. Gene Ontology annotation, molecular function: DNA-binding transcription factor activity, RNA polymerase II-specific; zinc ion binding; RNA polymerase II transcription regulatory region sequence-specific DNA binding. The record is from RefSeq and is a predicted model, not a curated record. The transcript has a single exon. Bases 1 to 1842 code for a protein of 613 amino acids.